Messenger RNA from Passer domesticus (house sparrow), 471 nucleotides. Its product is annotated as claw keratin-like. NCBI's taxonomy places the organism in Eukaryota, Metazoa, Chordata, Aves, Passeriformes, Passeridae. Gene Ontology annotation, molecular function: structural constituent of cytoskeleton. Gene Ontology annotation, cellular component: intermediate filament. The record is from RefSeq and is a predicted model, not a curated record. The coding region runs from base 1 to 471 and encodes 156 amino acids. The transcript has a single exon.
AUGUCCUGCAACAGCCUGUGUGUGCCCAGCUGCGGGGUGGCCACCCCGGCCCCUCUGGCUGACACCUGCAACGAGCCCUGCGUGCGGCAGUGCCCCGACUCCACGGUGGUCAUCCAGCCCCCGGCCUCGGUGGUCACCUUCCCCGGGCCCAUCCUCAGCUCCUUCCCGCAGCAGAGCGCCGUGGGCUCGGCCGGAGCUCCCUACGUGGGAGCCGGCUCCGGGGGCGCCUUUGGAAGCCGUGGGGGCUACGGAGGCUACGGGAGCCUUGGGGGCUAUGGAGGUUAUGGAGGCUGGGGCUAUGGAGGCCGUGGUCUCUACGGGGGCUGGGGCUAUGGAGGCCGUGGUCUCUAUGGCGGUUGGGGUUGUGGAGGCUAUGGAGGCUAUGGAGGCUUUGGGGGCUAUGGCAGCUGUGGCUACGGCGGAUGGAGCAGUGGCCACCGGUACCUCAACGGCAACUGCGGGCCCUGCUAA